GAAGGGAAAGAAUUUGAAUCUCAAAAUUUUAAAAGAAAAUGUUAAAAUAAGUUAGUCUUUUUAAAGUUGGUUACUACAUGUAAUUGGGGAAAAUAAAAUAUUUACUUUUUCACUUUAAAAAAUGAGCUCCUGCAUCUCAGCCUACUUCCCUUCAUUCUACUGAAAUGUCUUUCUCCACUGCAGAACUUCGUUCCACCUCACCCACUCUGCACUCCUCCCCACUCCCCAGUCGGAAUCUCUUUCCCAAUCACUACUGGAUUUCCUUUCCCCCAUCCCUUCCCCCCAAGUUCAAGGGCAGAGAUCAUCAGGGCAACUGCCCCAGGAAAGAGGAGGGGCUUCGGUUCUUCUGGGAGCUUCGAUCUUAAAUUCAGAUAAUUGCGGAUCCAGACCCGGACACUUUUAAAACAGAGACAUGUGGCUCUACGUGGCCUGCCUCAUUGGCCUUUACCAUCUCUUUCGCUGGUAUCAGGAGAAGCAGGUGGUGAGCAAUCUCGAGGACAAAUAUGUCUUCAUCACCGGCUGCGACUCUGGAUUUGGGAACCAGCUGGCCAAGCAGCUGGACCUCCGAGGUCUGAAGGUGCUGGCAGCCUGUCUGACAGAGAAAGGAGCUGAGCAGCUGAGGCAUCAGACUUCAGACAGAGUAGAGACAGUGAUCCUGGAUGUAACCAAGACAGAGAGCAUCACGGCGGCUGCCCAAUGGGUGAAAGAGCGUGUGGGAAAUAAAGGGCUCUGGGGCCUGGUGAACAAUGCUGGCGUCUCCUUGCCCUCGGCCCCCAACGAGUGGCUGAACAUAGAGGACUUCCUGAAAGUGCUCAGUGUGAACCUCAUUGGACUGAUUGAGGUGACCCUGAGUCUGCUUCCCCUGGUGAGGAAGGCCCGGGGCAGGAUUGUCAGCAUGUCCAGUGUGAUGGGCCGCCUGUCUCUCUUUGGGGGUGGCUACUGCAUUUCUAAGUACGGGGUGGAGGCUUUCUCCGACAGUCUCAGGCGGGAACUCUGCUACUUUGGGGUGAAGGUGGCCAUGGUGGAGCCUGGUUUCUUCAAGACCAACAUCACCAACGAGAAGAUUUUUUCCCAGAGCUACCACGAGCUAUGGGAUCGCUUAGACCCUGAAGUCAGGCAGUGUUAUGGCCAGAAGUUCUUGGAUGCCUUUCUCCAAUCUACUCAUGACAUGCAGAAUUUCUGCCAACCAGAUCUCUCCCUGGUGACCAACUGUCUGGAGCACGCCUUGACCUCUCGUCAUCCACGUACCCGCUACUCAGCCAGCUGGGAUGCCACUCUGUUCUUUAUUCCCCUAUCCUACUUGCCCACUAGACUAGUGGAUUAUCUUAUUUCGUGGAAUUAUCCCAAGCCUGCCUGUGCCUUGUGAUGACAUGGGGAGAUGGAAGGAGUAGCAAAUGAUAAGGCAAGAGGAGAAGCAGUUUGUAAGUCAGAGUUUGGUGUGCAGGAGGCAGAGGAGGAGUCCUAGAGAGAAUAAAAUCCAGUAAGCAUCUGUUGAGUACCUAUUAUGCACAAGAUUCUGUCCUAGGCACUGGUGGGAAUGUGAAGAUGCGUAAGACCUGGUUCCUACCCUUAGUAAUAAUACUACUAAUAAAAUAGCAUUUGCAAAAUACAAA
Antechinus flavipes (yellow-footed antechinus) is the source of this 1613-nucleotide messenger RNA. It is a transcript of the gene RDH16, whose product is annotated as retinol dehydrogenase 16. NCBI's taxonomy places the organism in Eukaryota, Metazoa, Chordata, Mammalia, Dasyuromorphia, Dasyuridae. The transcript is spliced from 5 exons. The coding region runs from base 413 to 1366 and encodes 317 amino acids. Gene Ontology annotation, molecular function: oxidoreductase activity. The record is from RefSeq and is a predicted model, not a curated record.